Messenger RNA from Panicum hallii, 1378 nucleotides. RefSeq names its product anthranilate O-methyltransferase 2-like. Gene Ontology annotation, biological process: methylation. Bases 41 to 1195 code for a protein of 384 amino acids. The record is from RefSeq and is a predicted model, not a curated record. The transcript is spliced from 4 exons. NCBI's taxonomy places the organism in Eukaryota, Viridiplantae, Streptophyta, Magnoliopsida, Poales, Poaceae. Gene Ontology annotation, molecular function: S-adenosylmethionine-dependent methyltransferase activity.
AGCAAACAAGCAAUCGAGCCCCUGAACACACCUAGCUGCUAUGUCCAUGAAGGUGGAGAAGGACCUUCACAUGGCCACAGGCGACGGGGCGAACAGCUACGCUGCCAAUUCCAGGCUCCCGAAGAAGGCACUACUCAAGACCAAGCCGGUGCUUCAGAAGGCCAUAGAAGACCUCUACUGCAAGUCGCUCUCCGGCCGGGGCACGAUGGUUGUCGCCGACCUCGGCUGCUCGUCGGGGCCGAACACGCUGCUCGUCGUCGAAGAGGUGAUGAGCACGCUCCGGGAUUGCGCCCGCGAGGAGACGAAGGCGGCAGACGACCGGCGGCGUGCCAUGCAAGUGCAGUUCUUCCUGAACGAUCUGCCCGGCAACGACUUCAACCUCGUCUUCCGGUCGCUGCAGCAGCUGCAGGACUACUUGGGCGCGGAGGAGGAAGACGAGGCGGUGGCGCUGCCUUGCUACGUUGCCGGGCUCCCGGGUUCCUUCUACAUGAGGCUUUUCCCGUGCCAAAGCGUCCAUCUCUUCCACUCGUCCUACAGCCUCAUGUGGCGCUCCAAGGUGCCUGAGGAACUCUCAAAUGAAACUUAUCUGAAUGAAGCAAACAUUUACAUUGGGAAGACUACUCCACCGGCUGUGGUAAAGUUGUUCCAGGAACAAUUUCUGAAGGACUUCAGGUUGUUCCUCACAUUGCGGUACAAGGAACUUGUUGGUGGUGGCCGUAUGGUGCUGACAUUUCUAGGCCGAAAGACUGAAGAGAUGUUGAUGCACGGUGAAGUGGGCAGCAUGUUGGAAUUGCUUGCCAAAGCUCUCCAGUCUUUGGUCCAAAAGGGUCUGGUGGAAAAGGAGAAGCUGAACUCCUUUAACCUUCCAUACUAUGCACCAUCAGUGGAUGAAGUAAAGGCGUUGAUUGAUAAGGAGAACCUCUUUGGCAUCGAACACAUCGGACUCUUUGAGUCCAACUGGGAUCCACUUGACGACUCGGACAGUGAUGUGGUGCUGGAUUGUGCCAGCAGUAGCAGAAAUGUCGCCGAUAAAAGCAUAAGGGCAGUGAUGGAGCCUCUGAUCAUCGAACACUUCGGUGAGGCCAUACUUGACGAACUGUUCAUGGUGUUUGCCUCCAUGGUUGCAGGAUACCUCGAGAUAAGGAAGGCCAAGUACCCUGUCAUUGUUGUCUCCUUGAAGAAGGCCAUGCAUUGAAUCGACCUUAGGAGCAGUGGCGGAUAAUUAUGAUAACUUAGCUAAUCUACCAAUGGAUAAUUAUGAUAAUACAUGAUAUAAUUAUGACCCCGUUUGGCCUCCACGGAGGUCCGCCAGUGCUUAGGAGUAUAUGAUGUGGUGCUGCGUAUAUAUACAAUCAAUGUUAAUCUUUCAGCACCAGCC